UGGAACACAAUCAGAUAGAGGAUUCACCAGUAAUUUGCAGCGGAGGUGUAGUCCAUCAACACGCAGGAGACGUGGUCCCGUGGCUAGCCGCAACACUGGUGGUCCAUGCAGGCAAGAGUGGCAUUUGCAGCGGAGGCGUAGUCCAUCAACACGCAGGAGACGUGGUCCCGUGGCUAGCUGCACUGUCGUGUCUCUUACAUGCAGAUACAAAUAUACUUACCUUAAAUUGA
Paraglomus brasilianum is the source of this 230-nucleotide messenger RNA. NCBI's taxonomy places the organism in Eukaryota, Fungi, Glomeromycota, Glomeromycetes, Paraglomerales, Paraglomeraceae. The record is from the annotation of a GenBank genome assembly.